AUGGUCUUUGAGGUGAUUCUGAGUCCAUGCUGUGAUUUCCACUCCAGAGUCCUGUCUGUUUUUAUUACCCUGAAGAUCAGGACCAUCCAGUCCUGGUUCUGGUCCUGGUCCAAAUCCACUCAGAAACAUUAUUCUGUAACUGUUGAACUGUUCACUCACGUUGUCUCUCACAGAGUCCUGAGACUCAAAGAGACUUUUGUUUUUCUCACUUUUUACCAACAUUUGAGUCAAAACUCUGAUCUGGUUUUAAUGUCUGUGAAGUUUCCAAUCAUCUUUAAUUUUCCGAUCAUCAUUCAGUUUCCUAUCAUUAAGUUUCCGAUCAUCGUUAACACUUUAGCUGCUGCAGUUUUAAAAACAGGAAAGGUUUUUAUCUGA
Messenger RNA from Xyrichtys novacula (pearly razorfish), 375 nucleotides. The record is from the annotation of a GenBank genome assembly. Lineage: Eukaryota; Metazoa; Chordata; Actinopteri; Labriformes; Labridae.